Eucalyptus grandis is the source of this 633-nucleotide messenger RNA. Its product is annotated as macrophage migration inhibitory factor homolog. Lineage: Eukaryota; Viridiplantae; Streptophyta; Magnoliopsida; Myrtales; Myrtaceae. Bases 80 to 418 code for a protein of 112 amino acids. The transcript is spliced from 2 exons. Gene Ontology annotation, molecular function: phenylpyruvate tautomerase activity. The record is from RefSeq and is a predicted model, not a curated record.
AGAAAACCUCCGGACGGAGCCAAGCAUAUCUCCGCCGCCAAAGAAGAAGCAAAGCCACAAGAGAUCGGAGGGAGAGAAGAUGCCUUGCCUUUACAUCUCCACCAACGUGUGCCUCGACGGGGUAGACACCAACCCUCUCGUCGCGGAAGCCACCAACGCUUGCGCUUCAAUCAUAGGCAAACCCGAAAAUUACAUAAUGGUGAUACUCAAGGGAUCGUUGGACAUUACGCUCGCGGGCAACAGAGAACCAGCUGCAUACGGUGAAAUCGUAUCCAUUGGGGGCAUAAACUCCCAAGUGAAGAAGAGGCUGAUCGAUUCAGUCGCCAGCAUCCUCCAGACCAAUCUGUCCAUUCCAAGGACUCGAUUCUUCCUCAAAGUUUACGACACCACAAUGGGACGUGUUCCUUCCAAGCUGUGAAGUCUUGUAAGGAAAUUGCAGCCACAUGUAUCACUUGGAUCGUGCAUUAUGUCGGAAUUAUCAAGACUGGUAGAGAUGCACUAAGCUCUUGAUGAAGGAGCAUUAACUAUUGGGGCACCACUCUCCUCAUUUGUCACAAACCCAAAUAAGAAGUGCUGAGUUGUGUUCAUUCUUCAUCUCUGCAUUUGAAGUUUUAUCGUUGUUAGUCAAUCAAA